AUGACACCUUCUCAACUUAUCCACUGUUUUGCAUUUCUUGGCAUUCUUUUGGCUCUUCUUCUUUCUCGAUACCGGAGUGAUACCUCUAUUCUAAUUCCAUCUACCCCUCCAGCCAUGUCUUCCGGGCUAAAGUCUGUUGCAUAUUUCGUCAAUUGGGCGAUCUACGGGCGCAACCACAACCCCCAGGAUCUCCCUGCAGAUAAAUUGACCCAUAUCCUUUAUGCGUUCGCCAAUGUCCGACCCGAGUCCGGAGAAGUGUAUCUGACAGACACCUGGUCCGACAUCGAGAAACAUUACCCAACGGACUCCUGGAACGAUGUCGGCACUAAUGUCUACGGAUGCAUCAAGCAGCUGUUCUUGCUCAAACAGCAGAAUAGGCAACUGAAAGUGCUGCUGUCAAUCGGUGGAUGGACCUACUCGGCCAAUUUUGCCCAGCCAGCAAGCACGGAGGCCGGACGCACUAGGUUCGCUGAAACUGCCACGAGGCUGGUAUUGGACCUUGGUCUUGAUGGUUUUGAUAUCGACUGGGAGUAUCCUAAAGACGACUACGAGGCAUAUAACUUUGUGCUGCUUUUGCAGAAGUGUCGUGAGACCCUGGACAGAGCAGCUGGCCCAUAUCGGAAGUUCUACUUGACCAUUGCCUGCCCAGCAGGUAAGGAACAUUACUCAAAGCUCAGGCUUCGUGAAAUGACACCAUAUCUGGACUUCUACAACUUAAUGGCCUAUGACUAUGCUGGCAGCUGGGACAGUGUUGCGGGCCAUCAAGCAAAUAUCUAUCCUUCUCCUGACAGGCCAGGCUCGACCCCAUUUUCAACGGUCGACGCACUUACAUAUUAUGAGACGGCGGGUCUUGUGCCACGCUCUAAGAUAGUUGUUGGUAUGCCCAUCUAUGGACGUGCUUUCACUAAUACCGAUGGCCCUGGUACGAGUUUCUCCGGCGUGGGUGAAGGUAGCUGGGAGAACGGGGUUUGGGACUACAAGGCACUUCCCAGACCAGGUGCAACGGAGUAUGUUGAUCCCAGUAUCGGUGCAUCGUGGAGCUAUGACCCUGCAACCCGCACGAUGGUCUCGUACGACAAUGUGCGCAUGAGUGAGACCAAAGCAACUUUCAUCAGGCAUCAUGGACUAGCUGGCGGGAUGUGGUGGGAGACUAGCGCUGAUAAAGGAGGCAAGACUGCCAACAAAGCUGAUGGUAGCUUGAUCGGAACCUUCGUGGAGGGCGUUGGAGGACCGGCCGCCUUGGAUCAGACCCCGAAUGCACUUGAAUACCCGGAAAGCAAGUACGACAACCUGCGAGCCGGUUUCGCUUAG
Aspergillus pseudotamarii is the source of this 1311-nucleotide messenger RNA. Its product is annotated as glycoside hydrolase family 18 protein. Gene Ontology annotation, biological process: carbohydrate metabolic process; chitin catabolic process. The record is from RefSeq and is a predicted model, not a curated record. Bases 1 to 1311 code for a protein of 436 amino acids. Gene Ontology annotation, molecular function: chitin binding; chitinase activity. Gene Ontology annotation, cellular component: extracellular region. The transcript is spliced from 5 exons. Lineage: Eukaryota; Fungi; Ascomycota; Eurotiomycetes; Eurotiales; Aspergillaceae.